AUGUCACUGCUCGCACCCAGCGGCUCGGCCGCCGGAUCGUCGUCGCCUCUGGUGCCCCGCAGCCCCAGUGGCUCCUCCGGAGACGAGGCCGAGGCCCAGCAGCCGCCCUCCCAGUUCUUCCGCUCGCUGAAGCUGGGCAAGGGCAAGUCGCAGACAUGGAGCCCCGAAGACCCACCGCGCCAGCGCCACCACUCGCCGGCGGGCGGCGGGUUCCCUUCGACUUCUUCUUCGUCGUCGGGCGAGGUCAAGACCAGCUCGCCGUCGCGGGCGCGCCGGGCCUCCAAGAUGUUCCGAAAGCUCGGAGGCAGCCGCAUCGUGGCGCCCUCCAACCACCACCAUCAACACGAGGUCGCCUCGGCGUCGCCUAGCGCCGUCACACCUCCGCUCUGGCUUCCUCUUGUCGACUUCCUCUGCCGUGCCGUCGAACAACACGGCGUGGACAAAAUGGGCAUUUUCAGGCUGAGCGCGAAUGCCCGCACGGUGCGCGAGCUGCUGCAGGCCUGCGUGGGCCUCUACGAGAAGCGGGCGGGCGAGGAGGCCAUGGCACGGCUCUUCGCGCCCUACGAGGGCGAGGUGGACGUGGCCGCGAGCGUGCUCAAGGCCUACCUGCGCGAGCAGACCCAGCCGCUCAUCCCCACCACACACCACGACCGCUUCGUAUCGGUGCUGGCCCAGCACGCCUACGAGCUGCCCGACGAGCUGAAGAGCAUUCUGGAGCGGCUCACCCGAUCGCUGCACAUGAUCCAGGCCAAUCAGGAGGUGAAUCGGAUGGACGCGUCGAACCUGGCCAUCGUGUUUGCUCCGUCCCUCCUGCGAGCAGAGACGGAAGGCCUGGACAUAGUCAAGAUCCGGUCACAAUGUCAAGUGAUCGAAACAUUCAUUUUCCACCACAACCGCAUCUUUACGCCAGAGAGGGAAGAGAAGGCCCGCGAGCUUCGACUCAAAGACGUCGUGGCGGCCAUCCACGAAGUGCAUACAAACGAUGAAUGGAGGGAGGAGUGCGACGAGAGGGCCGAAGAAGCCGCAUUCGCGCGGGUCGUGUCGAAGCUCACGCAGGAAGCGGCCGACGAGGAGCACGAGGCCAUGAAGGAGCAUCGAUGGAAGAAGGAGCAUCUCGGCCCGUUCUCCUCGCUGUCCUGUCAAUUCUGCCACAAGGCCAUCUUCGGCAUCCGGCACAAGGCCAAGUGCCGAAGGAGGGCGGGCAACACGUGUAGCGGCGCGUUGGGCGUGGAGCGACCAAGCGGGACCUCGCAACCGGCCGUGGUGAUCGUCGAGGGGUCGUGGAGCCGUCCGGUCGGCAAGUGA
Messenger RNA from Acanthamoeba castellanii str. Neff, 1305 nucleotides. RefSeq names its product RhoGAP domain containing protein. Bases 1 to 1305 code for a protein of 434 amino acids. Lineage: Eukaryota; Discosea; Longamoebia; Acanthamoebidae. Gene Ontology annotation, biological process: regulation of GTPase activity; signal transduction. Gene Ontology annotation, cellular component: cytoplasm. The transcript is spliced from 6 exons. The record is from RefSeq and is a predicted model, not a curated record.